This is a messenger RNA of Drosophila grimshawi, 2971 nucleotides long. RefSeq names its product death-associated inhibitor of apoptosis 1 (gene Diap1). Gene Ontology annotation, biological process: regulation of cell cycle; negative regulation of apoptotic process; positive regulation of protein ubiquitination. Lineage: Eukaryota; Metazoa; Arthropoda; Insecta; Diptera; Drosophilidae. Gene Ontology annotation, molecular function: cysteine-type endopeptidase inhibitor activity involved in apoptotic process; ubiquitin protein ligase activity. The coding region runs from base 1187 to 2536 and encodes 449 amino acids. Gene Ontology annotation, cellular component: cytoplasm; nucleus. The record is from RefSeq and is a predicted model, not a curated record. The transcript is spliced from 2 exons.
UGGCUGGGAUGGAUGUGGAUGUGGUUGUGGAUGGAGGUGUCCGUGCCGAUGACGGUGCAUUGACACGCGCGACAAGUCAAAGGUGGACGAGGCUGAUGAUGAUUUUUAAUGGCGCAUGCUCGCCAAAAAUGUACAAAAAUCAAUGAUCCUAGCUAGACGCAGUGUAUUGCUGUGCAGCAGGGCUCUACACCUACUGGUUGGAAAAGGAUAACUGUAGUGUGUAACGGUUGUACGGUACGCCAUCUUGCGUACACUAACUACUACGGCAAAAGUUGUACGGUUGUAUUGGAGCAGAACCAUUGUGACCAGAUGUGCCCAAAGCGGAGCAUGUAUCCAACAUGAACACAUACUCGCACACAAACAUACAUACAUCUGCAUAUACAUAACUGUAUACAUAUAUGCUUGUAGACAUAUAACGGCAGUAUAAAAAGCAUCAAUAGUUUUUACUGAGCACAACGCUUAAAUGUUUUUGCUCAAUAAAUUAGCCAAAUUGCAAGUAGUUCCAAGAAGUGCAAAAAUAAACCUGAAAAGAAGAAAAAAUACAAUUUCCAGACUAGCGUCUGGCUGUGUGAUGUAUUUUGUUUACGUAUUUAUGUUUCUGUGGCAGUGUCUGUGUCUCUCUCGGUACAUCUGUUUCAUUUUCUCUCUCUCGCUCUCUGGGGUUGCUUGUCGUCGGUGAUUGUCGCUCACAUUUUCGUACCCGCGGGUCAGUUCAUCGUUACAGCUCGAAUAGUAAGCAAGCAUGGAUGAAAGCGCUUAAUUGUUUUGCAUUUCAAAACGAAUUAUAAAAUAAUACAAAAAAAUAUGUUUUUCUGCGGUCUCUUAUCUAAAUUGUGAUAUUGGUUGUACAUUUUUAUUAACAUCAGCCAAUUGAAUUGAAUUGACUUAAAUUUAAAUAAAGAAAGUCAGCGUCUCUGUGUGUUUUUUUGUAUUUUACGUCAACGUAAACAUCGUCGUCGUCGCUCAAGCAAAAAAAUCAAUACUGUGAAAAAUCAAUAAUUAGAUAAGCAGAAAAACUACAAUUUUCGUGUCAAAAAUCUCAGCACAAACUUUCAUAAAUAACCAAAUUGCAAAGAAGUCGAAGUGUGGAACUUGAGUUUUUCAACAAAAAGAGAAAAAUUGUCAAGUUGGAAUUGCAGCAACUAAUAAGGACUACCGAAAGUAACAGAAAGAACAAUUUAUCAAGAUGGCAAAUAUAGCAUCUCAAACCCGAUCCCACUAUACACCCUAUGGAUCCAUGACAAUAUCAUCAGCAAUACCAGCAAUAACAACAACAAUAACCGCAUCGGAUCAAGUGGACGAUAGUACGAACGCGUCAAGAUUGCUCAAACUGUAUAGAAUGAAUGAGAAAUAUCAGCGCGAGGACGAACGCUUGAAGACAUAUACAAAUUGGCCAGUGCCCUUUCUGGACUGUCAUACGUUGGCCAAAACGGGCAUGUACUUCACCAACGAGGACGACAAGGUCAAGUGCUAUUUUUGUGAAGUGGAAAUCGGUCGCUGGGAACCCGGUGAUCAACCUGUAUCUGAGCACCUACGCUGGUCCCCCAAUUGUCCUCUGCUGCGUCGUCGCCCCACCAACAACAUACCCAUCAGUGCCGAGGCACUCGACGCCAUUCUGCCACCCAUCAGCUAUGACAUAUGUGGCUCCAACAAUUCGGUUUUAGAGGUCCACGACACCGCCUACUCGGAGGGUCGGCAAUCGGACAUGCAGUCGACGAGCGCGAUUUCCUCCACACCAGCCGAAGUUUUUACAUCGUUGCAACCAUGCAGUCGUCCACAGGCGGGUGCCUCAAGCGGUGGCUCCUUUUAUCCCGCAUCUCCCGAGUAUGCUAUCGAAACAGCUCGUUUGCGCAGUUUCGCGGAUUGGCCACUCAACAUGAAACAAAAGCCCCAACAGCUCGCCGAGGCGGGUUUCUACUAUACGGGCGUUGGCGAUCGCGUUCGCUGUUUCAGUUGCGGCGGCGGCUUAAAGGACUGGGACGAUCAGGACGAACCCUGGGAACAGCAUGCCCUCUGGCUGAAACAGUGUCGUUAUGUGAAGCUCAUUAUGGGUCAGCGCUUUGUGGAUGCUGUGGCCGAGAAGGCGGCGGCAGCGCGGCAAGGCGAACAGGAUGCUGUCCACAAGCCAGAAUGCAACGACGACGAGGAGCAACAGCAGCAGCUACUCUCAACCAAUGCAACAAGCACUGUUACUGCUGCAUCAGACACAGCUCCAAUUGCGGUUGCUGCUGCCUCACCUGCCGCUAUCCCGGCUACAAUGGAGUGUGGCGAUGUGGUGCCAGCUGCAGCAUCCACAGCUGCCUCCCGCAUCCACGAGAAAAUGAUGUCUCAAGAUAUCUGCAGCGAAGGCGCUGCAGGAGAAAAGACGCUGGUACGCGAGGAGAAACUGUGCAAGAUUUGCUAUGCCGAGGAAUACAAUACGGCAUUUCUGCCCUGCGGCCAUGUGGUGGCCUGCGCCAAGUGCGCCUCGUCCGUGACAAAGUGUCCACUGUGCCGGAAGCCCUUCACCGAUGUUAUGCGUGUUUAUUUUUCUUAGACGGUCGUUGUAAAUUAAAAACUUAUCAGCAGGAACACUUCCCGCGAACACAGAAUAUUGCCGGAUUGCCGAGAGCGUGGCACGGCCAGCUGUUGGUGAUCUAAACUGAUCCUUCAGCUGGCCGUAACACAAAAUAAAGCUUGAUUCAAUUAGAACUAAAAUAAUAUUAAUCAAUUCAAGUAAAUAACUAAGUGUGUAGUAUGUAAAGCUUGUAUUAAAUUUGAACUGUAAUAAUAUUAAUCAAUUCAUGUACAAUUUAAACAUAUAAACAUAAAUCUAUCCAUAAAGCAUGCCUUAGUGGGCGGACUGGGUUCCGAAUUCAUUUUCUCGAAAUAAGGUAAGCAAUUGCAUUAAAACUAUGAUAAGGCCUCAAUUUGCUGACUUGUAGUCUCUUAGAUUGCAGACUUAUUAAAAGAGCACAAUAUAUUAUUAAUA